AUGGCAGACAACACCUCGCAGGCUCCUGACACACAGUCCAAUGAAAAGAAGCCUUCGAAUUCACAAUGGCAAGGCAAGACUCGAUGCCGACAUCUCUUCGCUUUCGCCUCGUGGAAAGACUCAUUUCCGCUUGCCGCUGGGCUCGUAGCAUCCAUCCUGUGCGGUGCUCUCAAGACUUCUCUUGCCGUUUUCGUUGGAAAGAUUUUCAAUGCCAUAACGGAAUACAGCGGCGGGAGACUCUCCGCGACGGACCCCCUAUCAGAAGUUUCCUCAUGGUGUAUCAUGAUCGUGGCGGUUGGAAGUGCUGGGUGGCUUGUCCACUUCUCCUUCAUGGUCUCGUGGGUGGUUUUCGGUGAAGUUCAAGCGCGCAAUAUCCGGCAAAAGCUGUUCCACGGCCUUCUCGAUCGGGAUCUCGAGUGGUACGACAACCAGGCCGAAGGCAUAUCCAGUUGGAUCGUGCGCGCUCAGACCCAUCUUGGCGAAUUACAGACAGCAACAUGUGUCGGUCUGGGAAACCUCUCCAUGGACAUUGCGACGGCAAUUGCCAACCUUGUCGUCGCUUGCUACUUUUCUUGGAAACUCACGCUGGCCAUCGUCGCCACAGCGCCUGUUUCAGCGGCCAUCCUCACUCUACUGGGCCGGAAGCUCGAACCAAGCAUCGAAAGCCAGAAGCAGGACCUUGCAUCAGCCUCUAAAUAUGCCAAUUCGGCCAUCACGGCCAUCGACCUCGUCAAAGUCUUUGACGGGGCUGACCAGGAGACAUGGCAAUAUGCCGAUGCCAUCAAACGCGCCAUGGACGCCUACCUCAGACAGGCUAGGGUCAACGCAUGUCAAAUAGGCUACGUCAAGUUCUGGCUAGAAUCUAUAUUCAUUUUUGGCUUUUACUACGGUGCCGUUCUUGUUAAUCGAGGAUCGAGCGCUGGAAGUAUCUUGACUGCCUUCUAUGCUACCCUAGGCGCACUGCAGGCUAUCGAGUCAUUCAUGCCUACGUACUCAGUCCUGGUCAAAGGCAUGUGUGCCGGACGGUUUCUACAGGGCGUCACAACAGAAAUUAAAGGCAACGACCAUGCCAAGAAGACAACCGAUGCAUACAGGCCUAAGGCCUGUGUGGGUGAAAUCAAAUUAAGCAACGUCACCUUUGCCUAUCCAAAUAACCCGUGGGUUCCAGCUCUCAAACAUGCGUCCUUUUACUUCCCCUCACGCCAGCCUACGUUUAUAGUCGGCCGAAGUGGCUCUGGCAAGAGUACGAUUGGAAACCUCCUGAUAAAACUCUACGAGGAAUAUGCAGGUGAUAUUUUCCUUGACGGAGUUCCUCUCCAAACCCUGAGUACCAAGUGGGUACGAGACAACACUGUCCUGGUACAGCAGCAGGGUGCUGUGUUCAAUGAUACGGUUCUCGGAAAUAUCAUUCUUGGCAUGAACGAGCAGAUCACACAUCCACGGGUUCAAGAGGCUUGCAAAGUUUCACAGCUGCAAUCCAUGAUUUCCAAUCUGCCGCUCCGUCUAGAUACCAACAUUGGGCACGGCGGCCAUGGCCUUAGCGGUGGGCAGCAGCAGCGCCUUUCUAUAGCAAGGGCGGUCCUUCGCGAUCCCCAGGUCUUGAUCUUGGAUGAAGCCACAAGUUCGCUUGACCAACCCACUCGAGCAAUCCUAAUGAACAAAGUCCGAGAAUGGAGGGCGAAUAAAACAACCAUCAUCAUUACCCAUGAGCUGUCACAGAUUAGGAACCACGACUUCAUCUAUGUCAUGGACGACGGUUACGUUGUCCAGAAGGGGCUUCGGCACGAACUCGCAAAAGAUGGCGACGGUCAUUUUGGACAGCUACUAUUAAAUAGCAGCGAAGUCCACGAUGAGACUAGGAUCCAAGGAAAGGACGUUGGAUGGCAAUCUGAAAGUACCAGCCACACAGAAGCCUGUCGCCAAAGCGCAUCACCAGCAGCAACUCGGUUACCAACUUCGAUCCAAAGCGCCCGUCCUGUAGGCCUCCCCUCAGCCAUUUCCAGGCCUGGCAUUACACCUGGAACGCCGGGAUAUCUUGGCUACGGUCCGACACUUUACGUGGGUUCUGCAUCAGUGCAGGCGCAGCAUAGGGGCGUGCACAGGCUGUGGGAGUCUCCAUCAUCAGAACCUGCACGAUUAUGUCCAAAGUCUCAGGAAGAUGGCAUCACUUUGGUAGAGAUCAAAGCCUAUGAGAAGAAACCAGAGAGGAUGUUGCAUGUCGGACUCGGCCAACCUCGCAAGUUGAGCACUGACAAUCCAGCGCGUCCAAACGGUACUGUCGAUACUUCCUCUAGCAGUCAGAGGGUACUGACCAGCACAAUCAGCAGCCUGCGAGAAUCGUCGGUCUCUCUCUGGAUCAUAUACAGAACCGUUUGGUCAUGUAUUAGCGGACGAGAACGCGGCUACCUAAUUCUCGGAUUGAUCUCUUGCCUGGUGGUUGCAGCCUCUGUACCAGCAUUUUCGGUGAUUUUCGCUAAUCUCCUCACUGUGUUGUACAUCUCAGGGGGUCUGAUCACUAACGGCCAUCGGUGGGCACUGUUUCUGCUCCUCGUAGCUGCCGUGGGUUCCACUGCCGCGUUCUUGUCGUCGUACCUCAUGGCAAACGUCGGGCAAGCCUGGGUGAACUCGCUUCGUAAGGAAGCCUUCUCGCGUAUUUUGCAGCAGAACAAGCUCUUCUUUGGCAAGCCCAAGCACGCGCCCGAAAGAAUUAUGGAAUGCAUGGAUAAGAAUGCGGAGGAGAUGCGCACCCUACUGGGACGCUUCGCCGCGGUGCUGCUGAUAGUCCUCGCUAUGGCCUUAGGCACCUUCAUAUGGGCCAUGAUUAUCAGCUGGAAGCUUACGCUGGUCACUCUUUCAGGUGCGUCGUUACUAGCUCUUGCCACGAAAGGAUACUCUCAUGUCACCUUGAGUGAAGUAGCGAGCAAGAUUCAAGCAGUCAAAGCACUGAAUCUGGAAAUGCACUUCAUCCGCAAGCAUAACGAGCAUAUCUCAGGCACUUAUACCCUGGGUAUCAAGAAAGCUGUCUGGACUGCGGUGCUAUUCGCAUGUUGGCAAACCAUUUUCUGGCUCACUACGGCGCUUGUCUUCUACUACGCAACUGUGCUACUUGCGGUGAACAAAGAGAUAACCACUGAGUCCAUAUUGAAAGUUGUCAACUUGCUUAUACUUGGGUUGAGCACCGGGAGUCAUAUGCUGGAGUCAGUCCCGUCCAUCAGCGCCGCGCAGGCAACAGCUGGGCGGCUUUUGUACUAUGCCACAUUGCCAGCCCCGAAUGCAGAACACGAAGCAGGACCACCGAGGAAGCCAGAUUCUGCAGAGGGCAGCAGGAGACUGUCAACUGCGCAUGGCAAAAAGAAGCUCAUAUCCCCCUUUCCUAUCCGGAUGGACGGGCUUUCUUUUGCUUAUCCAGUGCCCACCACUCAGACACCUUCUCGCUUCGUCCUGCAUAAUUUGACUCUUACCUUCAAGCCCGGCACCUCAACUGCCAUCAUUGGGAGCUCGGGGUCUGGCAAAUCGACUAUCGCAGCAUUGCUCCUAACCCUCCAAACCCCAACUGUCACCCCUCAAGUUCUUAACAUCCGACCCUCGUCGCAGCGACACCCCCUUUCUUUUGCCGGUCUCCCCCCUCACCUUCUCGACUUAAAGCACCUCCGCAGCCAUUUAGCAUAUGUACCACAGCAGCCUUUCGCGUUCCCAUCAUCUAUACGCAUCAACAUAACAUAUGGCCUGCCAGAUUCAUCCCCGCUUCUGAGAGAGGCGAACGUCAAGAGAGCGGCGCGUGAGGCCGGAAUCAUGGACUGGAUAGCCAGUCUGCCAGAUGGAUUCGAGACCUUGAUCGGCGAAGGUGGACUAGGCCUCAGUGGAGGCCAAAUACAACGGAUUUGCAUCGCGCGUGCACUGGUGCGAAGGCCGAAGGUAUUGGUGCUUGACGAACCCACAAGUGCACUCGAUUCGGCCAGUGCUGCGGGCAUCAGAAAAAUGAUCACCACGCUCAUUGCGAAUAGUAGUGGACAGUGUGGCAGUGAACAACAGAGGACCAGACCUAGUCUUGUGUCAAGUGCAAUAAGAGGGCGCUACGGACGCGAUCUGGAAGCCUGGGAUCGCGUAGGUGAUGAAUCAGGGAUGGAUAGAGGUGCUGGCGAGGUUGCAAUUGUGUUCAUUACACAUAGCGUUGAGAUGAUGCAGUGCGCCGAUCAAAUUUUGGUGCUGGAUCAGGGAAGGAUAGUCCAACGUGGCAACUUUGCAGAACUGAAAUCGCAAAAUGGUCACUUCGUCGAGCUGAUUGGAAAAGACACACCGCCGCCUGGUGUAAGUUUACCAGGCACUGAGAAGCAGAAGGACAGAGACCCCAAGUCGCGAGAGAGGCAAAAACACAGACCCAAGUCGAGAGGUCGAGGCACUCAAGCUUCCGCCAAGACAGUAACGAGCCAUGAAGGACAUACGAUUGCACAGACGGCAAAAUUUGGCAGCGUCAAGAACAAUUCCGAGCAGGUAGAACCAGAGCCAGAUGCAAGUGGGGAGAUGCAGCGAGAGAACACAGCGUGCGGCCAUACCAAACAGGAAGCUGUGAAAGACCAGAAUCAUGGCCACACAACACAAGAUCAGGAGGAUGUAGUAGAAGAAAAGGUUCAAAAGGUCAAGCGCAUGAAAAAUAGAAAGCAGAAGAAGUGGGUUGGGACGGACCUCGUAGAUUGGAACGGUUCUAAGAAUCACCCUGUGCCAACUCCACCGGUCAGCCCUUUUACUCUUAUGCCCGAAAAAGAAAUUUGA
Messenger RNA from Neoarthrinium moseri, 4770 nucleotides. RefSeq lists its product as uncharacterized. The record is from RefSeq and is a predicted model, not a curated record. NCBI's taxonomy places the organism in Eukaryota, Fungi, Ascomycota, Sordariomycetes, Amphisphaeriales, Apiosporaceae. Gene Ontology annotation, cellular component: membrane. The coding region runs from base 1 to 4770 and encodes 1589 amino acids. The transcript has 4 exons. Gene Ontology annotation, molecular function: ABC-type oligopeptide transporter activity; ATP binding; ATP hydrolysis activity. Gene Ontology annotation, biological process: transmembrane transport.